CUCAGAUGGAAUCAGAAUUAUCCGAGAAAAUGGCUGAUAGGAAAGCUGAAGUGAAUUCAAUUUUAAUAAAUCAUGAAUUUGAAGUGUUGGACAAAUUCCAGAAAAGAGUUUUAGUGUUUCUUCUUGUGAUGGGUUUCAUCACCCUAGUCAUAACACUUGCUAUGACGUUCAUAUCUAGAACAGAAUAUCUGAUAGUGACUGCCGUCUCUUAUGUCGUCCUGGCUGUUGUUGAUAUCGUCGUAGUGUAUGUACUGGUGGUAUCUGAUGGAAUAAGAAAACGAUUCCCCUUGAAUUUGAUGUUGACAAUGUUACAUUCUGCUUGCCUGACUGUACUCAGCGAAGUCGCAUUCAUUGGAAGAGAGAUCGUUUGGGUGCUUUUCGUAUUGGUGCUAGCUUUAGUGCUCUACAUUACAUGUGUAUCAAUGGGUGCAAAGUUGAGAAGAGAACUACAUGUAGGUACUAUCAGAAUGCUGAUUGGCUAUAUCGUCUUCUCAGUUGCAAUCGCCGUUGCUACAGUUGUAGUUUUCACUUUGACUAAGUAUUAUGAAGAAUCACCAAAGAUUCUCGCAGCUGGUAUAACUGUUCUAGUAAUCCCUUAGAGAGUUGGCGAAGGCAACUGUUGGUAAAAUUCUACACUAUGUUGGAAAUGCUUUUGCUGACAAAAAUGUCUCCGAAACACGUAGAAGCACUGAUUUUACACAGCUACUGAAGAUCCGGAUCCUUUUUACUUAUGUUCAAUACACGUGUAAUGAUUUCCAGUCACCAGGCUCAAUGAAAUAUUAUUUCAUUGAAUACUUCGAAAAAUUACUAUUACGCAGUUAUUUUCUAUGAAUUCACAGUGCAUAAUUCCUGUCUUCUACUUUAUUAUUUAUUAGUUCGCCUUAUACGUUGGUCAGAUAACAAUUGGCCAACUGGAGUUCAGAGUAUUUGAUCCAGAUUACUGUACAGCUGCUAUGAAUUUACAUGCCACUUUCAUCAUAUUUCUGAUUGCACUCGGCAUUGGAUUUAUACGUCCGAGGAGAAUACCAAUGAUGUUAAACUUACUCGAAUCGAAUUUGUGAUUUUCGCGGUAUUUCAGCAUUUCAAUGGGAAAAUGUGCAUUUUUAUAACUAAUUGUCUCCAAACACCUUUAUAUACUGUUAUGUUAAUAAUUUGUAAUCGAAAUGAAUAAAGGAAACUUUCGAAUACAGGUGAAUACUCCUAAAA
Messenger RNA from Trichobilharzia regenti, 1206 nucleotides. NCBI's taxonomy places the organism in Eukaryota, Metazoa, Platyhelminthes, Trematoda, Strigeidida, Schistosomatidae. The record is from the annotation of a GenBank genome assembly.